This is a messenger RNA of Meleagris gallopavo (turkey), 6373 nucleotides long. The record is from RefSeq and is a predicted model, not a curated record. NCBI's taxonomy places the organism in Eukaryota, Metazoa, Chordata, Aves, Galliformes, Phasianidae.
UGCAGUUAUGCACAUCUAGACAUCUACAGCGGGUUGAACAGUAACUUGAACCGUCAGCACCACAGACUAGAAUCUCGCUACAGCAGCAGCUCUGGAGGAUCAUAUGAAGAGGAAAAAAGUGAUUCAAUGCCUCUGUAUUCAAACUGGCGGUUGAAGGUGAUGGAGCACAAUCAAGGAGAGCCUCUCCCUUUUCCACCCAAUGGAGGUUGCUGGUCACCCUUAGUGGAUUAUUUGCCUGAAACAACUUCUCCGGGCAUGUCUCUGCACAGAUGCAACAUUGCAGUGAUCCUUUUGACUGACUUGAUAGUUGACCACAGUGUGAAGGUGGAAUGGGGAGGUUACUUGCAUCUUUUGCUUCAUGCCAUUUUUAUAGGUUUUGACCACUGUCACCCUGAAGUUUAUGAGCAUUGUAAACGACUGCUUUUGCAUCUGCUGAUAGUGAUGGGAUCUGGCAGUAAUGUCCAAUCUGUUGCUUCUGUCCUACUCAGAAACAGAGAGUUCAAUGAGUCCAGGAUGCUUACUGUCAAGCAAACUACACACUUAGAUUAUACUUUUACAGGUGUUCAUGAUUUUAUACCUGAUUACCAGCCCUCCCCAAUGACUGACUCAGGGCUUAGUUCAAGUUCUACCUCUUCUAGCAUCAGUUUAGGAAAUACGAGUGCUGCCAUGUCUCAUAUGCACACCACCAUCCUCAAUGAGGUUGACAUUUCAGUAGAGCAGGAUGAAAAAGUAAAAACUCUCAUAGAAUUCAUUACCUCAAGGAAAAGAGGGCCGCUUUGGAAUCAUGAAGAUGUUUCGGCAAAGAACCCUAAUAUAAAGAGUGCUGAACAGUUAACUGUAUUUUUAAAGCAUGUGGUAUCUAUAUUUAAACAGUCUAGCUCAGGAGGAUUUCAAUUGGAACACUGUCUAAGUGAAGUUGCUUUGCAAACUGCUCUUUCGUGUUCCUCUCGACACUAUGCCGGGAGAUCCUUUCAGAUCUUCAGGGCUCUGAAGCAGCCUCUUACUGCAUCUACACUUUCUGAUGUUCUCUCCAGAUUAGUAGAAACUGUUGGAGAUGCAGGAGAAGAAGCUCAGGGUUUUGUCAUAGAACUGCUUCUGACUUUAGAAUCUGCUAUUGAUACGUUGGCUGAAACCAUGAAGCAUUAUGAUCUGCUUUCUGCUCUUUCUCAAACCUCAUACCAUGAUUCUGUAAUGGGGAACAAGUAUGCAGCUAAUAGGAAAAGCACUGGACAGAUAAAUCUAAGCACAAGUCCCAUUAACAGUGGCAGUUGUUUGGGAUACUACAACAAUACCAGAAGUAAUUCUUUGAGACUGAAUUUGAUCAGUGAGAGGAGAGGUGACCGUCGACGGAGCAACACACUGGAUAUAAUGGAUGGAAGAAUAAAUCAUGGUGGAAGUUUGGCCAGGACUAGAAGCCUUUCCUCCCUGAGGGAGGGAGGGAUGUAUGAUGUGCAGCCAACUACUGAUCCUGUCAAUCUGAUGGCCACCAUAUUUUGGAUUGCAACUUCAUUGCUAGAGUCAGACUAUGAGUAUGAAUAUCUUUUGGCUCUCAAGCUGCUCAACAAACUUCUUAUUCACUUGCCUCUGGAUAAAUCAGAGAGUCGGGAAAAGAUAGAAAAGGUGCAGAAUAAACUGAAAUGGAAUAACUUCCCAGGCCUUCAGCAGCUUUUCCUAAAAGGCUUUACUUCAGCAUCCACACAAGAAAUGACAGUUCACCUCCUCAGUAAACUCAUCACAAUUUCCAGGCAUGCUUUGGUGGAUCCUUCUCAGCUAGCAGGAUUUCCCCUGAACAUCUUGUGCUUACUUCCUCAUUUGAUCCAACAUUUUGAUAAUCCAACUCAGUUCUGUAAGGAAACAGCUGACAGGAUAGCAAAGGUUUGCGCAGAGGAGAAAUCACCAACUCUUGCCAAUCUGGCUCAUAUGAUGAGUUUAUACAGUACACACAGUUAUUCCAGGGACUGUUCUAACUGGAUUAACGUUGUGUGUAGAUAUUUGCAUGACUCCUUCUCAGAUGCCACCUUUAACCUCGUGACUUAUCUUGCAGAGCUGUUGGAGAAAGGGUUAUCCAGUAUGCAGCAAUCCUUGCUACAGAUCAUUUACAGUCUUCUGAGUCAUAUUGACCUGUCCACAGCACCAGUGAAGCAGUUUAAUUUGGAAAUCAUUAAAGUUAUUGGUAAAUAUGUUCAGAGUCCAUAUUGGAAGGAAGCCCUCAAUAUCUUGAAACUGGUGGUGUCUAGAUCAGCAAGCCUUGUUGUACCUAGUGAUAUUCCAAAAUCUUAUGGAGGUGACAUAGGUUCUCCUGAAAUCUCCUUCACAAAAAUUUUUAAUAAUGUUUCCAAGGAGCUACCUGGCAAGACCUUGGAUUUUCAUUUUGAUAUAUCAGAGACACCAAUUAUUGGGAAUAAAUACGGUGAUCAACACAGUGCUGCUGGUAGAAAUGGGAAGCCAAAAGUCAUUGCUGUCACCCGGAGCACUUCUUCAACUUCAUCAGGCUCCAAUUCAAAUGCGUUAGUUCCUGUCAGCUGGAAGAGACCACAGCUAUCUCAGAGAAGAACCAGGGAGAAGCUCAUGAAUGUGCUUUCUCUGUGUGGUCCAGAAUCUGGUCUUCCCAAGAAUCCUUCAGUUGUGUUUUCCUCUAAUGAAGACUUGGAAGUUGGAGAUCAACAAACCAGUCUUAUAUCAACAACAGAAGAAGUGAUUCAAGAGGAGGAAGUGGCUGUAGAAGACAAUACCAGUGAACAACAGUUUGGAGUUUUUAAAGACUUUGACUUUUUAGAUGUUGAAUUGGAAGAUGCAGAGGGUGAAAGCAUGGACAACUUCAACUGGGGUGUUCGUAGGCGCUCUCUUGACAGUAUUGACAAAGGAGACACACCAUCUCUUCAAGAAUGUCAGUACUCUGGUAGCACACCCAGCUUGAAUCUGACCAACCAGGAAGAUACUGAUGAGUCUUCAGAAGAAGAAGCAGCACUGACUGCAAGUCAGAUACUGUCUCGCUCACAGAUGUUAAACAGUGAUUCUGCCAUAGAUGAAACAAUAUCAGAUCAUGCUGGCUUAUCACUUCAGUCUCAAGAUUCCACUAGCAGUGUGGGAACAGAAGAGGUGCUUCAAAUCAGAACUGAGACCCCAAGUUUGGAGGCGUCUCUAGAUAACUCUAGCAACCAGCUGCCUGAGGAAGGCAGUUCAGCAGUAAGGGAUGAACAGGUCAGCACUGCCAGUGAAGACACUGGGUCAUAUCUACUACAAGAACAACAAGACUGUCUGGUCUGUCAUGAACCUCUUGAGUUGGAAGAGACCCCAGAACUGGCAGAGCCUGCAGCUCCAGAGAGCUAUUGUGAAUCUGUCUGUGAAGAAGAUGUCACUCUUGCUUUGAAAGAACUGGAUGAGAGAUGUGAAGAAGAAGAAGCUGACUUCUCUGGUUUGUCUAGCCAAGAUGAAGAAGAACAGGAUGGCUUCCCAGAAGUACAAACCUCCCCACCUCCUUCACCAUUUCUUUCUGCCAUAUUGGCAGCUUUCCAGCCAGUGGCAUAUGAUGAUGAAGAGGAAGCCUGGCGUUGCCAUGUCAAUCAAAUGCUAUCUGAUACAGAUGGUUCAUGUGCUGUGUAUACAUUUCAUGUCUUCUCAAGAUUGUUUCAGACCAUUCAAAGAAAGUUUGUAGCUAUAACAAAUGAUUCAGUCAGCUUUCUUGGAGAAAGUCUACAGCGCAUUGGAAAGAAAUUUAAGAGUUCACUGGAAGUGAUGAUGUUAUGUUCAGAAUGCCCAACAGUCUUUGUGGAUGCAGAAACGCUAAUGUCUUGUGGGCUGCUGGAAACAUUGAAGUUCAGUGUUUUAGAACUCCAAGAACAUUUGGAUACUUAUAAUGUCAAAAGAGAGGCUGCAGAACAGUGGCUAGCUGACUGCAAAAGAACAUUUGGUACUGAUGAUGGCAUUCAUGGCACUAACACAGAUGCCCAGGAACUGGAGUUAUGUCGGAGGCUAUACAAGUUGCAUUUCCAGUUGCUGCUUCUGUUCCAAGCCUACUGCAAACUUAUCAGCCAAGUAAACACAAUCAAAAAAGAAGCAGAGGUCAUAAACAUGUCUGAGGAACUUGCUCUUCUGGAGAGCUGUCUGAAAGAGGCUGAGGCUGCAUCUGACAGUGGUAUCGAAGAAAUUGAAAUUGCAGAAGCUUCCCAAGCUAGCACAGAAACAGCGAUUCACUCCCUCAUUGAAGCCCUGAGAAGCAAGGAGUUUGUGUCAGCUGUAGCACAGGUCAAGGCUUUCAGAUCCAUUUGGCCCCACGACAUCUUUGGCAGUUCGGAAGAUGACCCAAUCCAAACACUGCUGCACAUAUAUUUCCGUCAUCAGACACUUGGUCAGACUGGGAGCUUUGCAGUAGUGGGCUCCAACCAGGAUAUGUCUGAGGCCAGCUCAAAGCUGAUGGAACUUAAUCUAGAAAUUCGAGAGUCUUUACGCAUGGUGCAAUCCUAUCACCUUCUAGGGAAAAUCAAACCAGGAGUCAGUCUUGUGAGCACUGGAUUCUGAACAGCUGUCAUUUAGAAGAGAACUGAUACUGAAGAUGCUUCUGACUAUUAUUGAGCACCUUUCAUUUAAAACAAAAAUAACAACAACAACAACAACAAAACCACAAAAAAGAAACUCCAGCAAUCCUGACAAAUGACCCACUUUCAUCACAGCUGGAACUUAGUUCUUCAGAAGUAAAGAAUCUGAAAAUUGAAGUUAACAUCUUACUUAACUGCUCUUUCUACACAGUAGCUGUGUGGCAGUAGUAUUUUUUUAAUUAAAUGUAUGUAUAAAACCUACAUGAAAGGAAAAGGGCUUACAUGUAAUGCAUACAUAUGCAUUAUUUUCUGUUGUAACAGAACUAUACAUGGUGUUUGCAGUAACAGCCUCUAAAUGUUGAAUCAAUACUGCAGGUGGGAUGAGGCUAAAAUCAAGGCUGGUUUAUUUUGGCUGAAGACCUGCAAUGCUCCCUGGCUUUCAGCAGCAGUAGAUAUAAUCAUCAGCUGAUACCUAAUGAGACACUUUGCAGCAUCAUGAAGAGAGUGCGGUCGAAUACGAGUAGGAUGGCUUCUGACUGCAAAAACCAUUGACUUCUCAGUGUUUUAUUUUGGUGUCCAUAACGAGGAAACGAUGUGUGUGAGUUGGUAUGUAUGGCUAUGUGACAGUUGUUUUUUGGAGGUAUGGAUGAUUGUUAAAUGAGGUCUCAGAGCAUGCUUGUAAGAGCUGCAAGAUUAUUUUUGAAGAAAUUUUAUUUUAUUAGAUCUAAUCCUCAUAGCGUGUAAAUGUUAGGACAUUUAAUAAUAUUUUAAACUGGGAUUUCCCAGUGUUUCUAAAAGAAAUAAUAUAUCUGUUAACUUUAUUGGAAUGCUGCUCAGUUCUCUGAUCAGUGCUUAUGUUACAAAUAUUGAUAACAACUAACCAAAAAGUAGCUGCCUGCAGAGACUUUAAAAUGUAUAUUAAAGAUAUAUGCUGCCCAUCAGCAAUUCUCAUUAGAAGUUAACUUAUUUUAUUCUGUAAAUAUUCUAGAAACUGUAUAGUGCAAAACCAGUAUUUUUCUUGUAAAUUUGUGCAAUGCACUGUUAAGACAUUAGGUGUAUAAAGCUGAGGGGAAGGGGAGUUCUCACUAUUGGUAGUCACGUGCAUGACUUGCAGUCUGAGUAGCCUGCAGGGUUCAAACAGAAAGUCUGAAUGCACAUAUGUGGCUCAACUUAAGCCUAAGGAAUUGGGACUAUACAGACAAAAGGAUUGCCUCCCAAACCAUGCAAACAGGCAAUAUUCUUCUAGUUCAGUGUCAAAGUCUGUAGCAUAAAACAAACUGGAUUCUGUUGAAACCAACAGCAUUUUGUAAAAAAAAUAAAAAUAAAAAUAAAAAAAUAAAAAAAAAUGAAAAAGAAGAAGAAAAAAAAGAAUGUAGUCCCACGAUUCCUGUGAUUUGAAAGGAACGCCCAGUAUUUUUAUAUACAUCUCUUACCCACUGUGAUUUUUUUUAAUGGGCUCUAAUUCUAGAGUUUAGAAUGUAGAACUGAAAUUCUUAGCUCUGCCUUUCUGGGGGAAUUUGACCCCACUAGAAAUGUAAUUAAUUGUACUGAAGCGCAUUACCUGAAGGCACUGUGCACACUGUUGGGCUGCUGACAGUAGUUACGUUAUCCUAACAAGCUCUGUAACCGGUCAAGGCACAUCCAUAAUCACUGUAUUUUUUUCCUGAUAAAAUUGAAUUAUUUUGGUGGUUUUGUGGUACCGUAGCUGGUGUUCUUAAUUAUUUAAUAAGUAUUUACAGGGGGAUAAGUAGUUACAUUUAGUGGCGCAUUACACUUUUAUUUACAUCAUCUUUUACCAGGUUUUUUUUUUGUAAAAAUAAAAGAUAUUGUAUCUGUCA